Messenger RNA from Microdochium trichocladiopsis, 1107 nucleotides. RefSeq names its product ER lumen protein retaining receptor. Gene Ontology annotation, biological process: protein retention in ER lumen; endoplasmic reticulum to Golgi vesicle-mediated transport. Bases 1 to 1107 code for a protein of 368 amino acids. Lineage: Eukaryota; Fungi; Ascomycota; Sordariomycetes; Xylariales; Microdochiaceae. Gene Ontology annotation, cellular component: endoplasmic reticulum; membrane; cis-Golgi network. The record is from RefSeq and is a predicted model, not a curated record. Gene Ontology annotation, molecular function: ER lumen protein retrieval receptor activity. The transcript has 3 exons.
AUGGCUGUACCGGGCUGGAACAUCUUCCGCAUCCUGGGAGACUGCUCCCACCUCCUCUCCAAAAUCAUCCUCAUGGUCCAGAUCCACCGCAACCGGAGCGCCGAGGGUGUCUCCAUGAUCACCCAAAUCCUCUACGCCGUCGUCUUCUGCUCCCGAUACACAGACCUCUUCCAUGAGACGCACGCCUGGAACAUCAUGUUCAAGAUCUUCUACAUCACCUCCUCCUUCUACAUCGUUGCCAUCAUGUACUGGCGAUUCCCCCGGACCAGGGAGCGCGAGGUCGCUUGGAAGCUUGGCGGUGCUGCGCUUGCGGUCUCGCUCCUGCUGUCACCAUUCGCCAUGCUCAUUUUCGAGGGCAAAGAAAUGUGGUCUUUCCGCACAUGGCUUUGGGACUUUUCCCAGAUCCUCGAGUCUAUCUGCGUCCUGCCUCAGCUACUCCUGCUCCGCCAGACCAGUGUUCCGACGGUUAUCGAUUCAUUCUACCUGCUCGCGCUUGCAUCGUACCGCGGCUUGUACCUCCUCAAUUGGAUCUGGCGAGAGCUUGAUGCUAACGAUCGCCGACCCAACGCGGUCUCAAUUAUCUUCGGCAUCAUUCAGACAGCACUAUAUGUGGACUUCUUCUGGGUCUACUACACUCGUCAGCGUGUCAAGCUUCGCAAUGGCGGCAUUGUUGACGCCGACGACAUCAGCCGCGGCUGGCUCCUGAACCGCAUCUUUGGCAACAAGCGCUUCCAGCAGGACGCCAAUGAUGGCGAUGAGGAGAGCGCCCCUGCCCUUGGUGGUCGCGGGUCCGAUGGUGCCGCUGGCAAUGCCAGGAGGUCCAAGUGGGGUAGCAGAGGCAUUUCGAUCAGCGCUGAUGACAGCACCUAUGACCAGGAGAGUGGUCGCACCGGGAGAGCUGCUGGCAGCAGCAGCUUCACUGAUGACGACGGUCCGGUCGACCCUGACGCCAAGAUCUCGGACCCUGAUGACCUGGCCCGGGCUCUUGACGACGAGGACAGCGAUGACGACGAUAGUGACGAAGAGAGUGACGAGGACGAGCGCCCCUCCGGUAGCAACACGCAGAGGAGCGGCAUUACCAACGGCAGCGAGUGGCGGAACAACUAA